Messenger RNA from Cladophialophora carrionii CBS 160.54, 1065 nucleotides. RefSeq lists its product as uncharacterized. The coding region runs from base 1 to 1065 and encodes 354 amino acids. Lineage: Eukaryota; Fungi; Ascomycota; Eurotiomycetes; Chaetothyriales; Herpotrichiellaceae. The transcript has 2 exons. The record is from RefSeq and is a predicted model, not a curated record. Gene Ontology annotation, cellular component: spliceosomal complex. Gene Ontology annotation, biological process: mRNA splicing, via spliceosome.
AUGGAUGAAGUCCCGGUUUUCAGAGGCGCGAAGCGCAGAAAGUUCACCCGUCCACGGGAGGACACAACGCCCGGCUCCGCACAGCAGCCGUCAGCUUCUACUGGCGACGAGAUUGCACAGCGGUCGUACGAGAGUAACGACAACGAUCAGGAAGAAACUGGCUCUAGAAUUCCAACCCUCAUACGAUCAAGGAAGCAUAUCCGGAAGCCUGUUACUGGUGUUCAGUUCACAAAUAUGAAGGCCGUUCAUCAAGAAAACACGUCAACAGAGUUGGUGAGAUCUGACGAGAGCGAAGCCAAACACAUCGACAUCACGGACCGCUUCGUUGGUAGCACCGGUCAGGCAGUUAAUGUCGAUCAGCAUAUGGUUGCGUUCAUAGAUUCAGAAUUAGCUAGAAGACGCAACACACCUGUUUCUAGCUUCCAACCACUUCCAGCCGACGGUACCGAGGAGGAUACGACUGUGUCCAACGACCGAAGUCCUACGAACGAGAAGAAGUCUUCAGCCAAUCCGACCGCUGCGCGUCAAUUAGCCGAAGUUGACCUGGGGAAAUCCGCCCACCACCUCAAUCUCGCCCGUACACAAGCUGCACUCGAGCGUGUCAAGGCAGGUCAAGCUCCCAUCGAGGAUGAUGUCAAGCCUCCAAAGCCUCGAAGACCGCGUCUUGGCCGAGACGGCAAGCCAAUGAAACCACGACCGAGGAAGCGAAGGAACAGCGAAGACCUUGCUCGUGAUGCCCUUGUCGAGCAAUUCCUGCACGAGAACAAGAUCGACAUCUACGACACGAGUACACCAGAGCCCACGAAUGUUACGAGGCGCGACGGGGGAGGUGGAGAAGUCGGUGACGCCGAUGAUGACGAACGCUUCGCCGAGAGGUUUCGCCAGGAGUUCAUGGACGCAAUGGCAGAGAGGAGGAGUAAGGCCAAAUCUGCCACUCAGACGAAAGGUGCCACGGCGACGGAAUCAAGGGGUCCGAAGCUGGGAGGCAGUCGGAGCGCGAGGGCUAAGAUGGCGCAGAUGCAGCAGCAGCAACAGCAAUCAGGGGCCUCAUCAAGCAAGAAAUGA